AAUAGUAGAAAACAUGAAGCUGCCGCAAGUGUGUUGCAACUUGCGGCUUCCACUGCUGCCAUUGCUGUUGCUGCUGCUGCUGCUGUUGCAAGUUGUCGCCAGCGACAGCCAAAACAAUAGCCUCCGGGUGAAUACUUACCUCAAGGAUGUGAAUGCAACGGUCAUGGCGUUGCCCUCAAUACAGAGCGCGGGCAACAUUUGUACGCGCGAGGAGCCAUACGAGGAGCUGUUGCAGGUGCCCGAGGUGCAGCCGGUUCGGGUGCGCACGUCCACCUGGUGCCUGGAGAUACCGCCGCGAUGCCCCUCCUACAAGACGGAAAUGCGCGAGGUGAUGAAGGUGCAGAGACUGAACAAAACGCGUACGGUUCGCUUUUGCUGUCAAGGCUAUGAGGGCAAUCUUUCGGACAGCCAGGCCAGCUGCCGUCCCAUUUGUCGCGGCGGCUGUGGGCGUGGCAAUUGCCUUAUGCCCGAUAUAUGCAGCUGCGAGGAGGGCUACACCGGCAAGCACUGCACGCAGCGCUGUGAUCACGAUCGCUGGGGCCUCGACUGCAAGAACUCAUGCCAGUGCCAAAAUGAUGCCGUAUGUGAUAAUAAAUCAGGAGGUUGCCAUUGCAUAGCCGGCUGGGCUGGUCAGCUCUGCGAGCAGCCGUGUCCACCGGGCACACAUGGCGUCAUGUGCCGCAAAGUCUGCGAGUGCCCAGAGAAACGCUGCCAUCCACAGACGGGCGAGUGUCUGGGCCCGGAAAGCUUAGAAGCCGUCAACGUCAAUCAUGUUGUGCUGGAGACAAUCAACUCGACCAUGGCGAACCUAACACACAAUAUAAACAACAUUGCCAAGCGCAUUGGCAGCAUGUCUGAGAGCAGUCACGUUCAGGUGACGCCCAGUGCUUUGCCGGAGGUCAUAUUGAUCAAACAGCCCGUGCAGGAGGCAGCGCACACGCCCAAGAUCAUCUUGCACGAGUCCAGCAAUGCUCUGCUCGAGAACUUGCAUACAGCUGCAGCAGCGGGUGUGCCCACGCCAGAGGUCAUCCAUGUAAUCACAAGUUCUGGCGGCGUCGGGGGCAGCCAGGAUCGGGCACCGCAACUGAAUUUGGCUGGCUUUGCGGCCGGAGAGAGUAAUCCGAGUCGCAGUGCUCACGAUCACGACUCCAGCCUAUUGAGCACUCUGAUUGUCAUGCUGCUCAUGCUGAUGAUCGUCAUCAUAUUGGGCUUCAUCUACGUCUACAGGCGGCAGCAUUUGCAGAAAGAGGCCGUCAUCUACAAUGCCAAUGGCACGUUCAGCAACGCCCAGCCACAUGGACAUGUCACUCCGGAAGUGGUGAUCAGUAGUGAUACGGGGAAAAUCUUUCAUGGACCAUUGCCAAAGCCGCCGGCCAUCUUACCCACCAAUCAAACCCAACCGAACGAGGCAUCUUUGCCUGAUCUUUAUGACACGCCCAGCAAUAACUCUUCGAUUACAACUCAGCCCUAUGCCUAUGCACGCAAGGAAUCUCUGUAUUCGGUCGUAUCCCCCAAGUCGCGCAAAGGCAGCCUCGAUUCGCAUCUAUACGAUGAGAUACGAUAUCAUCAACAGCAGCAGCAUCACCACCAGCACCACCAUCAGUUGCAGCAGCAGCAGCAACAGCUACAACCACAUUCACACCACUCAUCUCAACCACAUGCCUCGCAGCAGUCACGCUAUCAGCAUUCAACCACGGCAACUGCCUUUCUGGCACCACCGCAGCCACUGCGCCAGAGCAAUGGACGGGUGCACCACCACCAGCACAUAUCCAGCACCACCAACAGCGGCUCACAUGUUUCCCACUUGAUCAUUCCGCCACAAAACUCCAAUUUCCUGCAGGUGCCCAGCCAGAUUGGAACGCAUAAAAUUGCCCAUUUUUAUGACGGGGCUCUCGGUGCUGGUGGGGCUCUCGGUAGUGGUGGUGCUCUCAGUAGUAGUGGUGCUCUGGGUGCUGGUGGUGCUCUCAGUAGUAGUGGUGCUCUGGGUGCUGGUGGUGCUCUCGGUACUGGUGGGGCUCUCGGUGCUGGUGGUGCUCUCUGUGCUUGUGGUGCUCUCGGUGCUGGAGGUGCUCUCGGCGCUGAAAUGCACUGCAUAUGGAAUGUUGUGCGGCCUCAGCUGCUGCUGCUGUUGCUGCUGCUGCUGGGACUGACAGCGGGAUCAGAGCUAUACGGCGAUAUACACACAGCACUUGAAUUUGAGUCACUCAGUCAAACGCAGCAUAAUCUGUGUCAGCGCGAGCUGCCUGCCAUCUUCUUUCAGACUCAGAAGCAUCAGCCGGUGCGUGGCAAUGGUUCCAGCAUCUAUUUCCAACGCAUCGAACAGUGCUGCGCUGGCUAUCGAACAGAUCCGUAUACGGGUCAAUGUGUGCCGGAUUGUGGGCUCACUACGCCGGACAAUUGUCGCAAUGGCUUUUGCCGUGCCUCGGGUCACUGCGAGUGCUUUCCGGAAUUUGUGCGCAAUGAGCAGGGCGCUUGCAUACACACCUGUCCGAUUGCCUGCCAGCAUGGACGUUGCUAUCUGAACGGCACGUGUGCCUGCCUGCCAGGCUAUGUUCUUGAUCCGGAGACCCGGCUCUUUUGUCGCGCCCGUUGCCCGAAGGGCUGUGGCACGCAUGAGCAGUGCGUAGCACCAGAUAAAUGCGAGUGCUUGCCGGGCUAUCGACACAGCUCAGAGCUAGGCUGCCAGCCCAUCUGUGCGCCAGACUGCGGCUACGGGAAAUGCGUGGCGCCCAACCAAUGCGAAUGCAUUCCGGGCUUUAUCAAGCGUCGACAGCGCAAUGUCUGCGAGGCCGAAUGCUAUCUACACUGCGAGAAUGGUUUCUGUGAGUCCCGCUUCAAGUGCAAUUGCCGUACGGGCUACCAGUAUGAUGUGAAUACGACCAGCUGCCUGCCCGUGUGCCAGGAUGAAUGUGGCCAUGGCAAUGGGGUAUGCAUUGCUCCCGGCAUCUGUCGCUGCUUCGAGGGCUACGAACUGCGAGGCAACAGCUGCGAGCCCAAGUGCGAGAGCUCCUGCGGCUACUACGGCAAAUGUCUGUCGCCCAAUGUUUGCGGCUGUGUGCCAAAUGAGCAGCACUGCCUGAAUGGAAGCUGCGAUGCCAACGGCCAUUGCGAGUGUCCAGCUGGAUGGACGCACUACGUCGGCCAGUGCCUGGAGCCACAGUACAUUGAGCGAAAGCUGAGCAGCUUGCAGCUGCGCAAGGAGCUUGAUGAAGAUAUAAAAUACGAGUUUCAUGCGCUAAUCGGACGUUUGUUUAAUUGGUCUUAG
Molecule: messenger RNA, 3265 nt
Organism: Drosophila hydei
Lineage: Eukaryota; Metazoa; Arthropoda; Insecta; Diptera; Drosophilidae
Exons: 10
Coding region: 14-3265 (1083 amino acids)
Molecular function (GO): protein binding
Source: RefSeq, a predicted model, not a curated record